GUGUUUCAGAGUGUUUCAGAGUCUGUCAGAGUGUUUCAGAGUCAGUCAGAGUGUUUCAGAGUCUGUCCGAGUGAUGAUGAAGACGAUGAUGAAGUCGAUGAAGAUGUCGGAGCUGCUCCUCAUCCUCUCCUGCGUCCUCUGUGUCUCCUUCUGUGCAAAAGAUCUAUAUGAGGAUCUUCAGAUCGCCGGAUGUUCAGAUUCUGAUGGAGAGGAGAUGUACACACUGGAGGGUGAAGAGUUGUGGUACGCAGACUUCAAGAAGAACAGAGGAGUUUACCCUCUGCCCGACUUUUCAAAUAGUUUCAGGUACGAGGAUGGAACUUAUGACACAGCUGUGGCUAAUCAACAGAUCUGCAAAGAUAAUCUGAAGAAGGUUCGUAAUGCAAUGAAAGACAUCCCACUGGAAUCUGAUCCUCCUUCUGGUCACACCCUCUACUCCAGAGACGAGGUGGAGCUCGGAGUCCAGAACACACUGAUCUGUCAUGUGACCGGUUUCUUUCCUGCUCCUGUUAAAGUCUACUGGACCAAGAACGGAAAGAACGUGACCGAAGGAACCAGCAUCAAUGUUCCUUACCCCAACAAAGACGGUUCCUACAGCCAGUCCUCCAGACUGGAGUUCACCCCACAGCAGGGAGACAUGUACAGCUGUUCAGUGUCACACCCAACACUGAGCCAACCACUGACCAGGAUCUGGGAUGUGGAGGUGCAGCAGCCAGGUGUUGGACCUGCAGUGUUUUGUGGACUGGGUCUGACUAUCGGUCUGCUCGGUGUGGCAGCUGGAACCUUCUUCCUCAUCAAAGGAAACGAGUGCAGCUGAUUGGCUGUGGCUGAUGAUGUUAAUAAUUAAUGAGUAUAAACUAAUCAGUUAUUGGUAGAAGUUAAACAGCUUCUAUCACUGUAUGUGUUUAAUCAUUACAUUCAUCAUUUGCUCA
Molecule: messenger RNA, 932 nt
Organism: Scomber japonicus (chub mackerel)
Lineage: Eukaryota; Metazoa; Chordata; Actinopteri; Scombriformes; Scombridae
Product: H-2 class II histocompatibility antigen, A-U alpha chain-like
Exons: 5
Coding region: 74-817 (247 amino acids)
Biological process (GO): peptide antigen assembly with MHC class II protein complex; immunoglobulin production involved in immunoglobulin-mediated immune response; immune response
Cellular component (GO): membrane; MHC class II protein complex
Molecular function (GO): MHC class II protein complex binding
Source: RefSeq, a predicted model, not a curated record